UGAAUGCGGCCGCAUGUCAAUCACCGGCUCUCAUGUGAUGGCUCUUGCCAAUGACGUGCCAGCCAUAUGGGCCUGGCAUCAGAGCUGGUAUGUAACCCACCCAGUCCUGCCUCUGAGGUGCCACACGGAUCCCUCCACGCGUUCGGGCUGGGGAUAGCAUCAGCAUCAGCAGCAUCAGGCGGAGCAGAGCAGGGUGGCAGAGGAGAGAGGAGAGAGAGGUGUGAGAGCAGAACGCAGCGCCUCGCCUGCAUAAGCAUCCGUGCAGGGCGUGUGGAUGUGAUGCCCACCCGGAGAGAGAUGGUGUAAACAAACCCGCUUUGCCCCGUCACUGAGCUCCACCACGGAGGUUGCUUGCCACAAUGUUGAGCCGUCUGUUCAGCGAGGUGCUGCCGGACGUCCAGAGGCUCGCGGCUGACUGGGUGGAGGACAAUGAGAACGAGGGAUGCAAGUCCAAGGAUGACGAGCACGAUCCCUGUCACCUCGAGGACGACGAUGAUCUGGACGAGCCGCAGGAAGGCAGCAGUCGGGCCGAGUCUGAGAUGGCCGGCGACGACGAUGACGAGGAUGAGGGCGAGGGCGAGGAAGAGGAGUGCGGGGAUGAGAACAGCGGAGACAAACCCAAGAAGCGUGGCCCAAAGAAACGCAAAAUGACGCCUGCCCGCGUGGAACGCUCCAAGGUGCGCCGGAUGAAGGCAAACGCGCGGGAGCGCACACGCAUGCACGACCUGAAUUCCGCGCUGGACAACCUGCGCAAAGUGGUGCCGUGCUACUCCAAAACCCAAAAACUCUCCAAGAUAGAGACCCUGAGGCUGGCCAAGAAUUACAUAUUAGCCCUUGGGGAGAUUUUACGCAACGGAAAGCGUCCAGAUGUGAUGACCUACGUGCAGAUGUUGUGUAAGGGCCUGUCCCAGCCCACCACCAAUCUGGUGGCAGGUUGUCUGCAGCUGAACACCAGGAACUUCCUGACUGAACCGUGUUCAGACGGAGCCCGCUUCCACAUGCCGUCCUCUCCUUUCUCCGUCCACCCCUACCCCUACCGGUGUUCCCGCCUUUCCAGUCCUCAUUACCAGCCCGGGACAGGUGCACUCAACUUACGAGGCCACACGUACGCGCCUGGGUACGAGGCCCCGUACCCACCGGGCGGGACAUCUCCUGACUACCACAGCCCGGACUACGAAGGCCAGCCCAGCCCGCCCGUCUGCCUGAACAACGGACUUACAGGGAGACAGCAGCAGGAGUCCUCCGAGACAGACAGGAACUAUCAUUACUCUAUGCACUACUCCGGACUGACCACGUCUCGACCCAGCCACAGUCUGCCGUUCGGGCCCUCCGGAGCGCGCAGUAGUGGUGCUCACUCAGAAAACAUUCCACCUUUCCAUGACGUGCAUUUGCACCACGACAGGGCGCCGCCGUACGAGGAUCUCAAUGCGUUUUUCCACAACUGAGCCCACACAACGAUCCAGUCAGUAACUUUACAGUGACAAUCCUAUAACGUCUACUAUUGUUUGGGAAACGAGAAGAGUUCCGGGAAGACGGAACAGUCUUCUGAUUAUCUUCUGUAUUCUACUGAUGUCACCCCUAUACUGUUGUACAUCCUAUCAAAGUGUGUCCAGUACUACCCUGUAUGCAGAAUGAGUGCAAGUGACAUAAACGAUGUAUAGGCCAACGAGAAACAUGUUACGACACAAACAACAGAAAUAAAAAAGUGUUUUAUAACUGUCUGAAA
Molecule: messenger RNA, 1726 nt
Organism: Mugil cephalus (flathead mullet)
Lineage: Eukaryota; Metazoa; Chordata; Actinopteri; Mugiliformes; Mugilidae
Product: neurogenic differentiation factor 2-like
Exons: 2
Coding region: 360-1445 (361 amino acids)
Molecular function (GO): protein dimerization activity
Source: RefSeq, a predicted model, not a curated record